This is a messenger RNA of Wallemia ichthyophaga EXF-994, 474 nucleotides long. RefSeq lists its product as uncharacterized. Lineage: Eukaryota; Fungi; Basidiomycota; Wallemiomycetes; Wallemiales; Wallemiaceae. The record is from RefSeq and is a predicted model, not a curated record. The transcript is spliced from 4 exons. Bases 1 to 474 code for a protein of 157 amino acids.
AUGUCAGAAGGUGAUAAUCAGCAGAAUGUCAGCAACAAUUUGGAGAACAACACGGGCAGUGGAGAGAGAGAAGGGCUUUCAGCUCAGGAAAAUGAAAGAAGAAUGAAAGAUCUCACCAAAUCGGACAAGGACACAAAGAAGAUGCUCAAGAGGAGAGAAAAGGACUUUAAGAGUGCAGAGAAGCAUCUCAGCAAGGCUGAAAAACAAGUCGAGGCGGAAGCGAAAGCUAAUAAGAAAGUCGACAAGACUGCAAAAGCACAAUUAAAGGCUAGCGAGAAGAAGACAGCUGCUGAGGCAAAACUGAACAAAGCCAAUGCCAAUUCAGAAAGUGCAAAGCAGGGAUUAGGGCAAGCGAAAGAAACUCACGUAAAGCGUAAAUCUGAGCUUGAGAAUAUGACACACGAACGCGAGAAGGCACGCAGCGAACGGACCAAAGUUGAGAGGGAAAUUGGAAGCGUGAAGCCAACAGCGUGA